AUGAGUCGCUCGCAGAACGAGUUACUUGUAGCACGAGGUGACUCGUACAACGAGUCGCUCAUAGGCUCAAAAAACCAUCCUCUACACAUUACCUUUUACGCAGAGUACCAGUUUGUACACGACAAGAUGCCAGCUUUGAAGAAACUCUUGACCAUUCUCACGGCGGCUCUAUACUCAUCAGCCCUCGUGGGAGCUGCUGAAGAGCAGAAAUAUAUUGUCGUUCUCAAGGAGGGCAUUUCGGCGCGCAGUGUUGAUUUCCACAUCGCACAGGCUCGCAACAUACACAGCAACUCUCUCGGCCGCAGAGAGCUUGACCUCGCCGGCAUUGAGGAUACUUAUUCUAUCGGAGACUUUCAGGGCUAUUCUGGCACCUUUGAUAAUGACACCAUCGCAAAGAUCCAAAAUCUUGCCGAGGUUGACAGUAUUGUGCCCGAUCAAGCCGGGAAGGAGCUCGUCUUGGUCAGACAGGAUAAUUCAGACUACGGCCUAGCAUCAAUCUCUAAUCGAGGCCCGGCAGCUACCUUGUAUCGGUAUGACGACACUGCUGGAAAGGGAACAUUCGGGUACGUCGUCGAUAGUGGCAUCCAAAGCUCUCACCCAGAAUUCGAAGGCCGAGUGACCCAGGGAUACAGCUUUGACGGCAACUUUGAUAAUCCCACACCCCACGGAACCAUGGUUGCUGGCGUUUUGGCCUCGAAAACCUAUGGAGUUGCCAAGAAAGCCGAGAUUAUCAAUGUUCGAAUCUCUAGUGCCCAGCAGAGAGUUACCGAAUCAUCAAUCCUUGGUGGUAUCAACUGGGCGGUUAAUGACAUUGUCGACCGUGGGCGAGUUGGCAAAGCCGUCAUCAACGUGUCACAGACGGGCGGAGCCAACCCCAAUGGCCCUUCGCCAAUCAAUUCAGCCGUAGAGGCUGCGUUUCGACUUGGAAUUCUCACCAUCGCUGCGGCGGGCAAUGCCUUCGGGACAGUUGAGUCGGAAUCCAUAACACCCGGCUCGGCGCCGAAUGCACUCACAGUCGGCGCUAUUGACAAGAGCUGGAAGUUUUCCGAUUUUUCCAACCAUGGAAAAAUGGUGGAUAUUCUGGCCCCGGGAACAGACGUUCUGACCAUUUCGAGCAAGGAGGCAGGAGCGGUGCGAACUUCUGGAACAUCGCUGGCGGCGCCGUACGUGGCCGGCAUCGCGCUCUACUUGUGCGCCGUGCAGAAUUUCCGCACGGCCAAGGACCUGACGGACAGGAUCAAAGCGCUCGGCACGCCCGGCAAGGCCAGCAACCUGCCGGCCAACACGGUCAACUUGGUUGCCUACAAUGGCGCCCCGGCCUUGGAUGCCGGCACCGUGGUGUUUGAGCCCGGCCGCGAGUUGCCCGAGGGCGCGCAGUGA
Messenger RNA from Cordyceps militaris CM01, 1380 nucleotides. Its product is annotated as alkaline serine protease Alp1. Gene Ontology annotation, biological process: proteolysis. NCBI's taxonomy places the organism in Eukaryota, Fungi, Ascomycota, Sordariomycetes, Hypocreales, Cordycipitaceae. Gene Ontology annotation, molecular function: serine-type endopeptidase activity. The transcript has 4 exons. The record is from RefSeq and is a predicted model, not a curated record. Bases 1 to 1380 code for a protein of 459 amino acids.